AUGCAAGGAGGUGUUGCAGUGGCGGUGGCUCACCACGCGUCUCUCUAUGUCCACAGGGGGCCAUUCAGCGUGGUGCGGCGCUGCAUCCACCGGCAGACCAGCCAGCAGUUCGCCGUCAAGAUCGUCGACGUCGCCAAGUUCACUUCCAGCCCCGGCCUCAGCACCGCAGACCUGAAGCGGGAAGCGACCAUCUGCCACAUGCUGAAACACCCACACAUCGUGGAGCUGCUGGAGACGUACAGCUCCGAGGGCAUGCUCUACAUGGUCUUCGAGUACAUGGACGGGUCUGACUUGUGCUUCGAGGUCGUCCGUCGAGCCAUGGCGGGUUUCGUCUACAGCGAGGCGGUCGCCAGCCACUACAUGCGCCAGAUCCUGGAGGCGCUGCGCUACUGCCACGAGAACGACAUCAUCCACAGGGAUAUCAAGCCGCACUGCGUCCUGCUCGCCACGAAGGAGAACUCUGCGCCCGUGAAGCUGGGCGGCUUCGGCGUCGCCAUCCAGCUGCAGGACGGCCAGAUGAUCAACGGCGAGAAUCUUGUGAGAGAGAGCCGGCCAGGCCUGAGCGCCAUGGGGCGGCUGUAUUACAAGGCAGACCGCGAGGGGCGCAUCGGGACGCCGCACUUCAUGGCGCCCGAGGUGGUGGCGCGGCGGCUGUACGGCAAGCCGGUGGACGUGUGGUCGGCCGGCGUGCUGCUGCACGUGCUGCUGUCCGGCACGCUGCCCUUCCUCGGCACGCGAGACCGCCUCUACGAGUGCAUCUGCCGCGGCCGCCUCCACCUGGAUUCACCUCAGUGGGAAUUCAUUAGUGACGCGGCAAAAGACCUCAUUCAAAAAAUGCUGACAGUGGACCAUACGCAAAGAAUAACAAUACAAGAAGUGUUAAAUCAUAGGUGGCUAAGGGACAGAGAUAAAAGUGCUACAAAAAUACAUUUAGCGGAUACAGUGGAAGAAAUGAAAAAAUUCAAUGCCAGGAGAAAGCUCAAAGGAGCAGUCUUGGCAGCUGUGUCUUCCCCAAAGUGGACUUCCUUUUACUCGGAUCCAAACAGUGAUGGGUUCUCAGAUUUUGGAGAGGACGAAGUUACAUCUUCGGGAGCUGUGAGCCUGGUUCUCGAUUCCCUCGACGACAUCCACUGUUUACAAGAAGCGCCCCUCAAUGACCGUGACUUCCUCCAUUCGGUUCUGGAGGAUCGGCAACUGCACGCCCUGCUCGAGCUGUACGACCGCAUCUCGAGCAAGGUGGUGAGCCCGACGCGCGCGCCUCCCAGCGACGCGGUGCAGAAGUGUCGCGAGGUGUGCGAGUGCCUGCGCGAGGUGGAGCGCGCCGCGCCGCCGCCCACACCC
This is a messenger RNA of Schistocerca nitens (vagrant locust), 1341 nucleotides long. RefSeq names its product peripheral plasma membrane protein CASK-like. The transcript is spliced from 10 exons. NCBI's taxonomy places the organism in Eukaryota, Metazoa, Arthropoda, Insecta, Orthoptera, Acrididae. The record is from RefSeq and is a predicted model, not a curated record. Gene Ontology annotation, cellular component: neuron projection; cytoplasm. Gene Ontology annotation, molecular function: calcium/calmodulin-dependent protein kinase activity; ATP binding; calmodulin binding. Gene Ontology annotation, biological process: protein phosphorylation. The annotation marks the transcript as partial.